AUGACGAUCUUCUUAGACUUGGCAAAAGCGUUUGAUAUUGUAGAUCAUUCGGAGCUUUUAAAAACUUUACCAAAUUUUGGCGUUGUUUCAUCAAGUUUGGAUUGGUUUAGGAGUUAUUUAGAUAACAUAACGCAAAAGAUUAAAAUUGAUGGAAUUAUUGGGAAUGAAAUGCUCAUAAAUUACGGUGUUCUGCAAGAUAGUGUUUUAGGUUCAAUUUUUUUCAUCCUGUACAAAGAUAGUAUUUCUAGUUUAGAUAUUAAAGGGCUAAUCUUCACUUAUGCUGAUGAGAUGUGUCAACUUUUUCAAGAGACACCUAGAAUGAAGUGCGUUUGA
Molecule: messenger RNA, 333 nt
Organism: Cinara cedri
Lineage: Eukaryota; Metazoa; Arthropoda; Insecta; Hemiptera; Aphididae
Source: the annotation of a GenBank genome assembly